Messenger RNA from Durusdinium trenchii, 496 nucleotides. The record is from the annotation of a GenBank genome assembly. NCBI's taxonomy places the organism in Eukaryota, Dinophyceae, Suessiales, Symbiodiniaceae.
UGUGUCCUAAUUCUUGGGCUGUACCUGAGUUGCGCUGGGCGCACUCAGUUUGAGUCGACGAUCGAGCCACGCCAUACCUGCCAACGGCGUGCAACCGCCAUGCCGGACGCAGACGAAGUUUCUGCAGCGCCACAGGUGGACACCCGAGCAGAAUCGGCCGGCUCCCAGCACGCUCGUGAGGCUCAGGAAGUGCUCCAGGAGAUGCUGAAGCAGAUCCAGGCGCACAGUGCAGCUCUCCAUUCCGAUGUGGCGUCUGUGCGCCGGCAUUAUUCCGCCGCCUCUCAAGCGGUCUCGAAGGUCCGCUUGGAAGCCUUGAGCGGUCCGAAGAGUGGGCGGGUGGGCUCGAAGAGCGGGAGACUCUCUUUGGGCCCAAGCCUGAGAGGGUGAGAGGUGGGCAGAUGUGGGAUGUCAAAGCACACCCCUAAAGCUGGUGAAAGGGGUUCCCCCUGAGCUGUGUCAAGGCAUUCUUAUGUCUCAGAGUGCCUGGGCAUUUGGG